Hippoglossus stenolepis (Pacific halibut) is the source of this 595-nucleotide messenger RNA. RefSeq names its product acanthoscurrin-2-like. The transcript has 3 exons. The coding region runs from base 167 to 595 and encodes 142 amino acids. The record is from RefSeq and is a predicted model, not a curated record. Lineage: Eukaryota; Metazoa; Chordata; Actinopteri; Pleuronectiformes; Pleuronectidae.
AGCACCGUUGAGUUCGCUCUCGCGGUUUUCUCUCCCCCUUUUUAUCCAUUCAUUCUUUUUGAUCGCAGUAAAAAAAUUACACAUUAUAGUGACGUGAAGGGCAACACCGCCGAUUUGACCCGAUACCCUUCUCCGCCUCCCUCCCGUCUCCCGAGCCGAGACCGAGAUGGGGAACGAAGCGAGCAUGGAGGGCGGCGAGCCGGGAGCCGUCGGGAUGAUGGGGACGGCGAUGCCCGGCGGACCCGCAGCGGGACCGGGGGCGGGACAGCACAUGAAGCCGGUGAACGGAUCCGCUGCCGGCGGAGGGAUGGGAGUCGGAGGCCCCGGGAUGGGGAUGUCAAGGGGUCCGAUGGGUAGCCCCAAGCCUGGCAUGCAACAAGGAGGCCAUGGAGGAGGAAUGGGAGGAGGAAUGGGUGGAAUGGGAGGAGGAGGAAUGGGGACUGGAGGAGGAAUAGGAGGUGGAGGAAUUGGUGGAGGAGGAAUGGGUGGUGGAGGAAUGGGAGGUGGAGGAAUGGGAGAGGAGGAGGGAUGGGGGGAAUGGGUGGAGGAGGAAUGGGAGGAGGAAUGGGAGGUGGAAUGGGUGGAGGAGGAAUAG